AUGGAUAGUAUGGUAAUAGAGUUGACGGGUUCGGCCACCGGUGGUGGUGAGGGUCAUUUCGGGUCGUCGGCGGUCAAUAUGAGCGACUGGUCAUCGAUGACCACUUUGGCGGACACGUACUGGAACUCGUCUACAAUGGUGUCGACAACACCUGAUAUGCAGGAGGAGAAUGUCUAUAUUCUUCCCCUUUGGCAGCAGUUUUUGUGGAGUUUUAUAUUUGGAUUAAUGGUAGUCGUGGCCGCCGGAGGCAAUAUUAUUGUCAUUUGGAUUGUAUUGGCACAUAAGAGAAUGAGGACAGUAACCAAUUAUUUUCUGGUGAACCUGAGUCUGGCGGACACAAUGGUCUCCACACUGAACGUCAUAUUCAACUUCAUAUACAUGUUGAACAGCGACUGGCCUUUCGGCCAAUUCUACUGCAAAGUAUCCAACUUUAUAGCCAUCGUAUCGGUCGGCGCCUCUGUCUUCACACUUAUGGCCAUUUCUAUUGAC
This is a messenger RNA of Medioppia subpectinata, 489 nucleotides long. The record is from the annotation of a GenBank genome assembly. Lineage: Eukaryota; Metazoa; Arthropoda; Arachnida; Sarcoptiformes; Oppiidae.